Molecule: messenger RNA, 567 nt
Organism: Vicia faba (fava bean)
Lineage: Eukaryota; Viridiplantae; Streptophyta; Magnoliopsida; Fabales; Fabaceae
Source: the annotation of a GenBank genome assembly
AUGAGCAUCCCACUUGUCUCUUCUAUUUUUCAUGGUUGGAUUAUUAAGGGAAGAAAAGAAAAGAUACUAUUUGUAUUGCACUUGCUAAUGAUACUUGUGAUGAUAUGUAUAGAGCGUGUCCUCAGUCAGGCAGAUCCAUUCAAUUUGAUGGCUUUAAUGCUAUGUUACACAGACACAAUAGUUGACUCGAGGAAAGUCCCAAUGCUUGUAAUUUCAAUUGAGAUUGUGUUGAUGGAAGUUACCCGUGCUUUCUUUGAUUUCAUGGCCACGAUUGCAGUAGACCUGUGUGAAUUGGUGUCGUUGCAACGAUAUACAAAUUCUUUGUCCACACUUCAAAGGGCUUCAUUAGUAGAGAAGUCCAGACAUAAGCCACAAGAGAGGAUGAUAAUUUUAUCAGAUGCACUUAAAACCAACAACUAUGGUGUUGAACCUCUGAUUCAAAGUUGUGGAAUUACUAUAAGCACAUGCUUUACUCAAGUCGAAGGACGUGUUUUGCCUGCUUCAAGGAUUUCAAUCCAAGAAAUGGAAGGUGGAAUUUUAACAAGAAAUUUGUGCAGCCAACAAUGA